Molecule: messenger RNA, 1134 nt
Organism: Psilocybe cubensis
Lineage: Eukaryota; Fungi; Basidiomycota; Agaricomycetes; Agaricales; Agrocybaceae
Exons: 9
Coding region: 1-1134 (377 amino acids)
Molecular function (GO): oxidoreductase activity, acting on paired donors, with incorporation or reduction of molecular oxygen; heme binding; monooxygenase activity
Source: RefSeq, a predicted model, not a curated record
AUGGACUUGCUGCUGUGGAUGAACCGGACGGCACUUGAACUUGUCGGGCAGAGCGGGUUAGGCUACUCAUUCGACUCGCUCGAAGAGGACGCUGCGACACAUCGGUACAGCACAUCCGCCAAACAGCUCGUUCCUCUGCUGCUCAAACACCAGUUCCCACGGACGUACCUCCUCCCUAUCCUCGUCAAAAUCGGCUCCGCUCAGUUCAGGAGGAGAGUGCUCAACAUGCUCCCCAUCAAAACGCUCCAUAAGCUGCGCGAUAUAAUUGACACCAUGCACGGGACAUCUGUCGAGAUUCUCGAGUCCAAGAAGAAGGCGCUGGAGGAGGGAGACGAGGCGGUUGCGCAUCAGGUUGGGCAGGGGAAGGAUAUUUUGAGUAUUUUGCUUAGAGCUAAUAUGGAAGCGUCGGAGGAUGAGAAGUUGUCGGAUGAAGCUGUCCUCGCUCAGAUAUCGACGUUGAUAUUCGCUGCAAUGGAUACGACUUCCGGCGCACUCUCCCGCCUAUUUCACCUCCUAGCUACGAACCCUGACGUGCAGAGCAAGUUGCGCGCUGAGAUUGUCGAGUCUAGAAAGCGGUUUGAUGGGGAUUUGCCGUAUGAUCAAUUGGUCGCGUUACCGUAUCUUGACGCGGUCGUUCGGGAGACGCUAAGACUGUACGGACCAGUCUCCGUCGUAAUGAGAGCCACGCGAGAAGACGUCGUCCUCCCACUUUCGAAUCCCAUCACCGGGAUAAACGGUGAACAAAUACCAGAAAUAUUCAUUCCGCAGAAUACCAAGGUGAUAGUUGGAAUGCGGGCGUCAAAUACGAACGCUGAGUUAUGGGGACCUGACUCCUUCGAAUGGAAACCUGAGCGAUGGUUGAAGCCUUUGCCGAAAGGCGUUGUGGAUGCGCAUUUACCUGGGAUUUAUUCAAAUUUAAUGAGCUUCCUUGGUGGAGGCAGAUCUUGCAUUGGAUUCAAAUUCGCCCAACUAGAAAUGAAGGUCGUUCUAUCUGUCCUACUCGAAUCAAUGCAGUUCUCGCCUUCGGAUAAGAAGAUAUUUUGGCAGAUGAAUGGGAUUGCUUCGCCGACUGUGGAUCAUGUUACGAACCUUAAUAACCAGCUUCCUCUCAUUGUAGAACGUUUGAAAAAGUGA